Copidosoma floridanum is the source of this 888-nucleotide messenger RNA. RefSeq names its product Na[+]/H[+] hydrogen exchanger 2 (gene Nhe2). Gene Ontology annotation, molecular function: potassium:proton antiporter activity; sodium:proton antiporter activity. Gene Ontology annotation, biological process: proton transmembrane transport; sodium ion import across plasma membrane; regulation of intracellular pH. Gene Ontology annotation, cellular component: plasma membrane. Lineage: Eukaryota; Metazoa; Arthropoda; Insecta; Hymenoptera; Encyrtidae. The record is from RefSeq and is a predicted model, not a curated record.
AUGACUAACAUCCUGGCACGUGUCACUGUUUUAUCUGCAUUAGCAAAUCAAUUUCGUUUACACAAACUUAAUAAAGUUGAAAAGUUUGUGAUGUCGUAUGGUGGCUUGCGUGGUGCUGUAGCAUUUGCUCUUGUACUUCUCAUAGAUGAUGAACACAUUCCUUUGCAACCUAUGUUUGUAACAACAACCAUCACAGUUAUAUAUUUCACCGUCUUCUUUCAGGGAAUAACCAUUAAGCCACUGGUCAAAUUAUUAAAUGUUAAGCGAGCUGAGAAGAGAAAGCCAACUAUGAACGAAAGAAUUCAUGAAAGGAUAAUUGAUCACAUAAUGGCAGGAAUAGAAGAUAUUUUAGGAAAACAUGGGAACUAUCAUGUUCGAGAUAAAUUUAAAAGGUUUGACAAUAAGUACAUCCGACCUUAUCUUGUAAGAAGUUACUAUGGAGCAGAACCCAAAAUUCUAGAAACGUAUUCAAAAUUGACGAUGAAAGAUGCAAUCAAAUACAUUCAAAGAAACGCUUCAUCAAUUAGUAAUGUUAAUGGAAUGGAUAAUACGUCAACAAUAUUAAGAAGUCCAAGUAAAACAGAAGAGAUAAACACAAGCUCUAGCUUUUUUCAAAUUGAAUCGGGAUGGAAUAUUGAUUUUCAAGAACUAGAAUAUAAUCCAUCAAAAAAAGAUCUAACGGAUGCAAAAAUACAUCAUCUUAUUGCUGAAGAACUCUGCAAACCAUAUAAGCGGCAUCGAAGAUUAAGUUAUAGUCGUCAUGCAGUGAAUGAUAAGGAUCUUAAUACUCAAGUUAAUUACAAAAUGCACAUGAAUAUUCGACGGUUUGUGGGUGAGCCUAAACAUCGCAAUAAACGGAGUAAAAAGUCUUUUAAGAUGUUACGAUAA